AUGGCGUCCUGUAAUAUUCCUCAGUGGGCUAGAAACUUAACGGAUCCAAACUAUCAUAAAUCAAUAACAAUCGUUUCCUCAAAUACUCUUCCCUCUCCUCCAGGUUACUCAAAGAAAGGUGAACUUAAAAACGUUAAUGCAAGUAAGAGAGAAGAACGUUCGAAUACCGAGCAUAUCAAUUCUUUACAGAUAAGUAAAGCAUGGCAAUUAGCAUUGGCUCCAGCCAAAAAUAUUCCAAUGAACAUUUUUAUGUCUUACAUGUCCGGUACUUCACUCCAAGUAAUUCCGCUUAUGACGGCCUUAAUGCUGCUAUCUGGCCCAAUAAAAAGUGUGGCCAGUAUUCGAUCAACAUUCAGAGGUUUAUUGGAUAAUAAUGAGAUAUAUGCAAAUGUAAUUGCUGCCAUGUUUAUGUACGUUUUAUUUCAGUGCGUUUUAAUGGCAAUUGGAUUGCAGAAACUAAACUCAAUGGGUCUACUACCGAACACUAAGAGUGAUUGGCUGGCAUGGGAGUCACCAAUGGCCUAUAACAUUAAGGCUUAUGCAUUUUAA
Eremothecium sinecaudum is the source of this 549-nucleotide messenger RNA. It is a transcript of the gene EMC4, whose product is annotated as chaperone EMC4. Gene Ontology annotation, biological process: protein folding in endoplasmic reticulum. NCBI's taxonomy places the organism in Eukaryota, Fungi, Ascomycota, Saccharomycetes, Saccharomycetales, Saccharomycetaceae. Bases 1 to 549 code for a protein of 182 amino acids. Gene Ontology annotation, cellular component: EMC complex. The record is from RefSeq and is a predicted model, not a curated record. The transcript has a single exon.